CUGAGGCGACGCGGCAUUCCUCUGGACUUUCUGAGGCGACGACGCGCUUUACCUCGGAGAAGGAUGCUGGGGGAGCUCCGCUUGACUGUGCUCCAGUCUCUCCUGGCUGUGUGUCUGCUCUUUACCCUGGAACAUGGCACGGUGAGCUGUGACACUGUGGUGAACCUGCGUAAGGUGACUCACCAGCGGGUUCAGGAGCCUCUGUCAGGUACGGCCCUCCUGCCGUGUGUUUUCACCCUGCACCCGAGUCUUUCGCACGAACCGCCUCGCAUCAAGUGGACCAAACUGUGGGGUCAACGCGGCCUGGAUGGCCUACAGAAGCAGCAGUCGAUUCUAGUGGCUAAAGACAAUAUAAUCAAGGUGAAGAAAGCCUUCCAGGGCCGCGUGACCUUGCCGGGAUACCCAGAGAACCGCUACAACGCCAGCUUGGUGCUGACAGGCCUGCGAUCCAGCGACUCGGGGAUGUACCGCUGUGAGGUCGUGGUCGGCAUUAACGACGAACAAGAUACAGUGCCCCUUCAGGUCACGGGUAAUGUAGCGCACCGCAGAAUGCUAAUACACGCAGCUGUGAUUAUA
This is a messenger RNA of Carassius auratus (goldfish), 576 nucleotides long. RefSeq names its product neurocan core protein-like. Gene Ontology annotation, cellular component: synapse; perineuronal net. The transcript has 3 exons. Lineage: Eukaryota; Metazoa; Chordata; Actinopteri; Cypriniformes; Cyprinidae. The record is from RefSeq and is a predicted model, not a curated record. The annotation marks the transcript as partial. Gene Ontology annotation, biological process: positive regulation of neuroblast proliferation; skeletal system development; central nervous system development.